AAGUUUGAUGAAUUUUCACCAUAGACAAAGAAAAGAACAAGUGAUAGCGUCUACAAUUGAGAACUAUCCCUCUUUGGUUCAUACAAGAAAAAAAUAACUUCUAAAAAGUCAACAAAGUAGGCAGGUCCAAAGAUAACAAUCAAGUACGCAUGUAAUUUGGACAGGUAAAGAAGUUCGACAACUGUUGUCUGCCAGUAGCUGGACAGUAUUUAAAUAAGCAAAGUGACUUCCCUCCCUUACUUAGUUUCUUUGACCAGGUGGAAGUUGGAGAUACAAGAGCCAAAGGGGAGAGAAUGUUGAGAACAGGUCUGAUAUGGUUGUUAUCAGCCCUUGUGGUUUCCACUUUUGCCGCUGUUCAAGUGGAAAUAACCGCUAAACAACCGCAAGGAAUUCAAUUCUCAAUACCAGAUCAGGGCUACUCUAUGGUGGGACUGCACUACUCCAUCAACAAGCCCGUGGCUGGGGUCGCAGCAGGAGACUACAACGUGGACAUUCGGACAAAAACAGGUAACAACUUCGUAUACGAAGACAACAGUGUGACCUUGAAGCCGGGAGACAAGGUCAACUACUGGGUCCUGACCAUCGCCAGCACCAACGGCGAGGGUGUCCAGCUAUUGGACCAGUCCUUCACAUAUAACGGCGCUGCGACAGAAGCUCCAACAGUGAAGACCACCGUCACCACCAAAGCUACCACCAAGCAGCCGGCGACCACACUGGCUAGCCUACUGCAGCCCACCAACCAGCAAGGCCUGGGAGGCGUUAACACAGGAAACCAGGUCACGACGUCACACACCAACCACGGAUCGCUGGGAUCGCUGGGAUCACUAGGAUCUCUGGGAUCGCUGGGUAGCGAAACGAACACCGGCACAAAUACUGGAACAAACACGAACACAGGAACCCAGCCACAAAACACAGCAUCUCAAGGUGGCACAACGUUGGUAGCGGCAGCAGUAGAUCCCUACAACAAGGAAGCUACAUGUACCACUUACCCAUGUCUGAUAUUUGAAGACAACUUCGACACACUGGAUGCCAAGCUGUGGGAACAUGAAAUCACUGCUGGAGGUGGCGGGAACUGGGAAUUCCAAUACUACACUAACAACAGAUCCAACGCUUACGUCAAAGAUGGGAAACUAUUUAUCAAGCCGACUCUAACAAUUGAUCGUUUCGGACCAGACUUCUUAGAGCAUGGAAACUUAAACCUAUGGGGUGCCAACCCUACAGAUACUUGCACCGGAAAUCAGUUCUGGGGAUGUGAGAGGCAGGGCAUGCCAGGUCAGGUGAUCAACCCCAUCCAAUCAGCUCGUCUGAGGAGUUCCAGAUAUUUCAACUUUAAAUACGGUCGUUUGGAGGUUGAGGCUAAGAUGCCGACUGGCGAUUGGCUGUGGCCUGCUAUCUGGUUGCUACCUCGAUGGAACUCCUAUGGAAUCUGGCCCGCCUCUGGAGAGAUUGACAUCGUUGAAAGUAGAGGUAAUCUUCACUACAAGGACGAUAAAGGCCAGCCGGCUGGACUCGAGUCUAUGGGCAGCACUCUCCACUUCGGUCCAUUUGUGGAAGCCAACCAGUGGCCCAAAGCUCACGCCUCAACAGUGGCUUCUUCUGGAACAUUCGCUGACAGUUUCCACAAGUACCAAUUGGACUGGGACGACAAGUCAAUCAGAUUUACCGUGGAUGGGACAGAGAUAUUGAAUGUGACACCUCCACAAGGUGGAAUGUGGGAAUUCGGAGAUUUCGAGAAAACUGGUCUAAGCAAAUGGGACAAUCCCUGGGCAGCUGGUGGACAUAUGGCUCCAUUCGAUCAGGAGUUUUACAUUAUCAUGAACGUUGCUGUCGGCGGUGUUGGCUUUUUCCCAGACAACUUUGUCAACUCGCCCUACCCCAAGCCAUGGAAUGACCACACUGGACAUGCAGCUACAGCUUUCUGGAAUGCCAGGAAUAGCUGGCUGCCAACUUGGAACCUGGACAAAGACAACGGCGAGGGCGCUGCCAUGCAAGUCAACUACAUAAAAGUUUGGAAAAUGGGGCCCACCCCACCUUAAAUGUGUCCUUCCACCCAUUUCCUACACCCAGUGUCGAGUUGCUGACAAGAUGCUAAGAAAUAUGUAGCCGCCAGACCAUCUCGUCACAAUGUUGCUCUAGCAAGUGUUUUGAUUGUUUGUUUCGUCAUCGAGAUCCAGUAUUUGAAGCUGUGUUCUUUUAUGCUCAUCUUAUUCGUUUUUGUUUUUUUUAAAUUAAGUUUUUUAACUGGUUAAUUUUAUUUUGUGCAUGAUUAUGAUUUUGUGCUGUCUUUGUCUUGUUGUUUUCUUAAUAUCAUGGCUGCUAGUAAAAUCUUGUACAACCUUAGAUCCCCCCCCCCCCUUUUUUUUUUUAGACUGAGGGAAAACUUUGACUUUGAGAAAAGUUACGAUUUGUUGAUGCAGUUGGUUUUUACGUUCAGUUAGUUUGGCUGCUAAAUUUGGUUCAAAACGAGGCUGAAAUUCGCUAACUCUUCAUACACAUAAGAAAAAGGUUUUUGUUCUUAAAAUCUUUAUGACAGCGCAGUUCCUUAGAUAAUCCUUGUCGCGGCGUUAUGUUGAACCUAGUCAGUGUGUUCCUAAACAUCAUAAAUAGUCAUCUUUCUGGAAUCAUCUUAUUGUUAACCAUCUCUUCGAAAUGUUGGAUUCAUUACAUCAAAUAAAAAUGUCAAAAACAAAA
Biomphalaria glabrata is the source of this 2691-nucleotide messenger RNA. Its product is annotated as beta-1,3-glucan-binding protein-like. Gene Ontology annotation, molecular function: carbohydrate binding; hydrolase activity, hydrolyzing O-glycosyl compounds. Lineage: Eukaryota; Metazoa; Mollusca; Gastropoda; Planorbidae. The record is from RefSeq and is a predicted model, not a curated record. Bases 294 to 2036 code for a protein of 580 amino acids. Gene Ontology annotation, biological process: carbohydrate metabolic process. The transcript is spliced from 17 exons.